Molecule: messenger RNA, 1677 nt
Organism: Coccinella septempunctata (seven-spotted ladybird)
Lineage: Eukaryota; Metazoa; Arthropoda; Insecta; Coleoptera; Coccinellidae
Exons: 2
Coding region: 1-1677 (558 amino acids)
Source: RefSeq, a predicted model, not a curated record
AUGCCUAAAUACAUAAGUGUCCUAAAACGGAAUCUCCUUACUAUUCGUCAGAAGAUCAAAGACAAUAACUUGUUUUUCUCCAAAGCAGACAAGGGUGAUUGUCUAGUAAUUCUUAAGAAAGCCGUGUACAUCAGUAAAGUACAUGAUUUUCUGUCCAACAAUGGCUUCAACAAGGAAACUAUGUCAACGAUCAACAAAUAUAACAUAAAGUUCAAGAAUAAACUUAAAUCCCUUGGUCCUGUCUUGUGUGACAACUGGAAAUCACUGAUGCCUAUGUCCUUCAUUACCCCUAGACUAUAUGGCCUUCCAAAGGUCCACAACCACGGCAUUCCCAUUAGACCAGUGGUAUCGUUCUGUGGCAGCUUAGCCUAUAGAUUAUCUAAAUACCUCAACAAACUUUUAGUGUCCACAAUUAACUUCAAAUCAGAGUUCAGUGUUGAUAAUUCCUUGGAUCUGAUAAGAAGAAUAAAAGACUUACAAAUCCCAGAAAACACCAUGCUUGCUUCUUUUGAUGUGAGCAAUCUGUUCACCUCUGUACCAGUCCCGCAAACCUUAAAAAUUUUCAAGAACAGACUGAUAGAUUCUCCACUUUCUGAUGACUUGACUGAGUGUGCGUACCAGCUCACAGAAUUAUGCCUUCAACAAAACUUCUUCAAUUUUGAGGGUGAAAUCAUUUCUCAGCAGAAGGGACUUAGUAUGGGAAACUGCCUUUCCCCUCUUUUCGCCGAACUUUUCAUGUCCUACUUCGAGAAAAUGCUAAUUUUUAUAGUGAACAAUCAUUUCAAAGAUAAAAUCCUUUUUUGGUUUAGAUAUGUGGAUGACAUCCUUAUUGCAUGGAUUGGUAGCGAAGAGGAACUGAGAGAGUUCCACAAUUGGUUGAACGGACUCCAUUUGAACAUAAACUUCACGCUGGAGCUGGAAUCGGAUCGUGAAAUAAACUUCCUGGACCUCACAAUCAGGAGACAACAAAACAAGUUGACGUUCAAUGGCAGUCAUAUCAAUAGGCUACUUAAUAUUCCUCUAAGCCAGGAAGCUUAUAUUGAGGAGGUGAACACUUUAAAAUAUCUGGCGGUAGAGAACGGAUAUUCCCCAGAUAUCAUUGAUCGACUUAUUGAUAAGGCAAGGAGAAGACGAACCACAGAAGAACCGAACUCCAGAACUCCGGGAACUGAUGAUAAUUCAAAUCAGAAAUUCUGUUGCAUUCCGUUCUACGGGGGUAUCUCAUAUAAAAUUGCCAACGUAGUAAAACAGGUAGAGGACACUAGAGUGGCUUUCAAAUCCCAGAAUACCCUACACCAAUCCCUCAUCAGGAACAAGAGCCCAAUCGACAUGUUGGACAAGCCGGGUGUUUAUAGAUUGGAAUGUGGUGAACCAGGUUGUAAUGUCGUUUAUGUGGGGAGAAGCGGCAGAUCCAUUAGAACAAGGACCAAAGAACAUCUGGCUAGUGCAAAUAACCCAAAUAAUGACAAAUCAAUUUUUGGUUGUCAUUUAAGAGAAGAAAAACACAAGUUUGAUUUAGAGGAGAACACCCAUCUAAUUCAUCACUGCGAAUUCAACCACAGACAAGAAAUUCUAGAGGAAGUGGAAAUUUACAAACACCUCAAGAGUACAGAAUACAAAGCGUUAAAUUCGAUGUUGACGAACAACAUAAAGGACACUUAUAAACUCUUAUAUUGA